Molecule: messenger RNA, 3084 nt
Organism: Peromyscus californicus insignis
Lineage: Eukaryota; Metazoa; Chordata; Mammalia; Rodentia; Cricetidae
Gene: Treh
Product: trehalase
Exons: 14
Coding region: 1037-2998 (653 amino acids)
Biological process (GO): trehalose catabolic process
Molecular function (GO): alpha,alpha-trehalase activity
Source: RefSeq, a predicted model, not a curated record
CACUCCCACACCUGUUUCAGGCCCAAGACCUGGAUGGCCUAUAUUGUGUCCUUGGAGCAGCCUCCCAAGGGCUCUGUGUCUCUGUCCAACACGCCUCCCCUCCUCACCCGCACCAUGUGGAGGCACGAGCUUCUGAAAGCCUAACCCUGCUGCUCUGCUCACAACUUCCACUGGCUCUCUUUGGGGAACUGAAUGCCUCUGUGUCUUGACCUUUUCACUAACUGGUGUAGGGUGGUUGUCUGGGCUUCACCCCUGAAGCACCGCCCCAGUAGGCAGCAGGUAACUGUGCAGAGGUGGGGACCCCUUAAGACCUGCAAUACAUCCGUGCUCAUUCUGUUGGCUACCUCAUGAUCCUGGAUCCUGGACGCUGGACCGCAGACCAGGUCAGAGUUCUCCAGAGAGGCGUGUUGGACUGCGCCUCACCUCUCCUGAUCCCGUAACUGACCCCCUGGGCUUGCUGUAAGUUGACUCAAAAUAAACCCCUUUUGACUAUCAGAUAAACUGCGUGGAAUUGCCUCCUUAAUUGCCACUAUAAACUGGUGCCAACAUGUCCUUUCAGCCUGCCACACAACCUCCCCUGCACUGAUGCCAAGUCUCUGGAUGCCCCAUGUGGUAGAAUGGUGUCCUGACUGUAUCCCUCAAGACUCCCUGCAGAUAGCAUCCUACGGUGGGUCUCCCUGACCCAUCCCGGAAAGGCCGUCCUGUGUCCUCACAGUGUCUCCCGUAGAUAACUAUCAGGGUCUGAGUUUGGCAUCACACUGGAGAAGCCUUGAGCCACUCUGUCUAAAAUGUUAAAAGAAAUGCUCCCUUCUGACGUUAGUGACUUGGGAGCCACCCACAGACUUGGUGUCUAACUCAUACACGGGUGACCGCAACUGUGGCCCUGGCCCUUGGGUGCCCACACAUAUGACUCUGAGGAAAGUCCCUGAGCUUGUGACGUCAGCUGGGAUUGAGAAAUGGAAGAAACAAACACUAAUGGUGGCUGAUGGGGUAGUUAGUGGCCACUGUGGCUGGAAAGUGCUAACAACACAAUGCAAUGAAGCACACAUCCCACCUUGGGUGGCCACACCUCAUGGCCUGGACUUUGCCUGACCUGGGUAGGCAAGUGAAGCAGGCCGUGCCCUGCAAGCCAGAGGUGCCAGGGCUUGCUCAUUCAGUUCCAGCCACAGCCACUGUGCCCAGGAUGACCUGGGAGCUGCUGUACCUGCUGCUUCUGCUGGGGCUGGGACUCAGGUCCCAGGAGGCCCUACCGCCACCCUGUGAGAGCCAGAUAUACUGCCAUGGGGAGCUCCUUCACCAAGUUCAGAUGGCAAAGCUCUACCAAGAUGACAAGCAGUUUGUGGAUAUGCCGCUGACCACAUCUCCAGAGGAAGUCCUGCAGAGAUUCAGCGAGCUGGCCAUGGCGUACAACCACAGCAUCCCCAGGGAACAGCUUCAGGAGUUUGUCCAGAGUAACUUCCAGCCCGUGGGACAGGAGCUGCAGUCCUGGAUCCCAGAAGACUGGAAAGACAGGUACCACUCUGGAGAGAAGACAGGGACAGGGUCCCUCUCUUGGGGCUGCCUCCAUGAACCCUGUGGGGUCAUCUUUUCUAGCCCUCAGUUCCUGCAAAAGAUCUCAGAUGCCAAGCUGCGUGCCUGGGCGGAGCAACUGCACCAGAUCUGGAAAAAGCUGGGAAAGAAGAUGAAGCCAGAAGUUCUCACCCACCCCGAGAGGUUCUCCCUGAUCUACUCAGAACACCCCUUCAUUGUGCCUGGAGGGCGUUUCGUCGAAUUCUACUACUGGGACUCCUACUGGGUGAUGGAAGGUCUGCUUCUCUCCGAGAUGGCCUCAACGGUGAAGGGCAUGCUACAGAACUUUCUGGAUCUGGUGAAGACCUACGGACAUAUCCCUAAUGGUGGACGUGUGUAUUACCUGCAACGGAGCCAACCCCCACUCCUGACUCUCAUGAUGGAGCUAUACGUGACUCACACCCAGGAUGUCAGCUUUCUGCAGGAGAACAUCGGAACCCUAGCCUCGGAACUGGACUUCUGGGCUGUGAACAGAACUGUCUCUGUGAGCUCAGGAGGGCAAAGCUAUGCCUUGAACCGUUACUAUGUCCCUUAUGGGGGACCCAGGCCAGAGUCCUACAGCAAGGAUGAGGAGCUGGCGAACACUGUGCCAGAAGGGGACCGAGAGACUCUGUGGACUGAGCUUAAGGCUGGGGCUGAGUCUGGCUGGGACUUCUCUUCACGCUGGCUUGUCGGAGGCCCAAACCCGGAUUUGCUUAGCAGCAUCCGAACCAGCAAAAUGGUACCCGUCGACCUGAAUGCUUUCCUGUGCCAAGCAGAGGAGCUGAUGAGUAACUUCUACUCUAGACUAGGGAAUGACACCCAGGCCACAAAGUACAGAAACCUGCGGUCCCAGCGCUUGGCCGCCAUGGAGGCCAUCCUGUGGGACGAGCAGAAGGGAGCCUGGUUCGACUAUGACUUGGAAAAAGGGAAGAAGAACCUGGAGUUUUAUCCCUCCAACCUCACCCCACUCUGGGCUGGCUGCUUCUCAGACCCUAGCGUCAUUGACAAGGCUCUGAAAUACCUAGAGGACAGCCAGAUCUUGACCUACCAGAAUGGGAUCCCGACUUCUCUUCGCAACACAGGCCAGCAGUGGGAUUUCCCUAAUGCCUGGGCCCCCCUGCAGGACCUGGUCAUCAGAGGUUUGGCCAAGUCAGCAUCCCCACGGACUCAGGAGGUGGCUUUCCAGCUCGCCCAGAAUUGGAUCAGGACCAACUUCAAAGUCUACUCCCAAAUGUCAGCGAUGUAUGAGAAGUAUGACAUGAGCAACGGUGGACAUCCAGGUGGAGGAGGGGAGUAUGAAGUUCAGGAAGGAUUUGGUUGGACCAACGGAGCGGCUCUGGUGCUUCUGGACCGCUAUGGUGACCAGCUGACUUCAGGGACCCAGUUGGCUUCCCUGGGACUCCACUCCCUGGUAGCUGCCCUUCUUGUCAGCCUUCUGCUAUGGUGACCACAAGGAACAAGAAUGGCCUCACUGUGGGAACUUCCUCCACUGGCUCCACCCCUCCCUUCUCCUGCCUCACCCCCCCCCCCCCC